Molecule: messenger RNA, 1859 nt
Organism: Ctenopharyngodon idella (grass carp)
Lineage: Eukaryota; Metazoa; Chordata; Actinopteri; Cypriniformes; Xenocyprididae
Gene: g6pd
Product: glucose-6-phosphate dehydrogenase
Exons: 13
Coding region: 208-1752 (514 amino acids)
Biological process (GO): glucose metabolic process; pentose-phosphate shunt, oxidative branch
Cellular component (GO): cytosol
Molecular function (GO): glucose-6-phosphate dehydrogenase activity; NADP binding
Source: RefSeq, a predicted model, not a curated record
UUCUCUCUACACCAAUAAAAUCACAGAGUCCCGCCGUGUCAUUUUAACAGGGAAGGAGGAAACUGUCUUAAAGAAAAAGAAAUGUGUCUAUAGUCGGUAUUAUUACAUGUUUGUGCUCAUAUACAACGAGCCUGUUACAACUAUAAGUUUAGCCUUUAAAUCCUGGUGUUUUUGUUUUGUUUAUUAAAGAACACUAUAUCAGACAAGAUGAGCACCCUUCCUCUCUCACGCUCGGAGGUGUUUGGGCAACUGAGGAAAGAACUACAUGAUGAUGUGGAAUUUCACCAGUCCGAUGUACAUAUCUUCAUCAUCAUGGGUGCUUCGGGAGAUCUUGCCAAAAAGAAAAUCUACCCAACUUUGUGGUGGUUGUUCAGAGACGGUCUUCUCCCUGAACAGACAUAUUUUGUGGGAUUUGCUCGUUCUGAUCUGACCGUAGAUGCCAUACGCACGGCCUGCAUGCCCUACAUGAAGGUGGUAGACUCUGAAGCAGAGCGCCUCGCUGCGUUCUUCAGUCGAAACUCUUAUAUCAGCGGGAAGUACGUGGAUGAAUCCUCUUUCACUAACCUGAACACUCACCUGCUGUCACUGCCUGGAGGAGCUGGGGCCAACCGCCUCUUCUACCUGGCCCUGCCGCCCAGCGUUUACCACGAUGUCACCAAGAACAUCAGACAUCAAUGCAUGAGCACCAAAGGCUGGAACAGGAUCAUCGUGGAGAAACCUUUUGGCCGUGACCUGCAGAGCUCAGAGGAGUUAUCCAGUCAUCUCUCUUCUCUCUUCACUGAGGAACAGAUUUACCGGAUAGACCAUUACCUAGGCAAAGAGAUGGUCCAGAACCUCAUGGUCCUCAGGUUUGGAAACCGGAUAUUUGGACCCAUCUGGAACCGAGACAGUGUGGCAUGUGUGGUUCUGACCUUCAAAGAGCCAUUUGGUACCCAGGGCCGGGGAGGAUAUUUUGACGAUUUUGGUAUCAUUCGUGAUGUGAUGCAGAACCACCUGCUGCAGAUGCUCUCUCUGAUUGCCAUGGAGAAGCCCGCAUCCACCAGCUCUGAUGAUGUUAGAGAUGAGAAGGUAAAGGUGCUGAAGUGCAUUGAACCUCUCACUCUCUCAGAUGUGGUCUUGGGUCAGUAUGUGGGAGAUCCAGAUGGAGAAGGAGAGGCUAAAUUGGGUUAUCUAGAUGACCCAACUGUCCCUAAAGGCUCCACUCAGGCUACAUUUGCCACAGCAGUGCUUUAUGUAAAGAAUGAACGCUGGGAUGGCGUUCCCUUCAUCCUCAGGUGUGGAAAGGCUCUGAAUGAGAGGAAGGCGGAGGUGAGGCUGCAGUUCACUGAUGUUCCUGGAGACAUCUUUGACUCUCAGUGCAGGCGGAACGAGUUGGUGGUCCGCGUGCAGCCCAACGAGGCCAUCUACGCCAAAAUGAUGAGCAAGAAACCUGGAGUCUAUUUCAGCCCUGAGGAGACAGAGCUGGAUCUGACCUACCACAGCAGAUACAGGGAUGUUAAGCUGCCUGAUGCUUAUGAACGUUUGAUUUUGGAUGUCUUUUGUGGCAGUCAGAUGCAUUUUGUACGCAGUGAUGAGCUGAGGGAAGCCUGGAGAAUCUUCACUCCUCUUCUUCAUCAGAUAGAGACAGAGAAGACACCACCCAUCAAAUACAAAUACGGGAGCCGAGGUCCUGCAGAGGCUGAUGAGCUGGUGCAGAAGGUGGGCUUCCGCUACGAGGGGACAUACAGAUGGGUGAACCCACACAAACUGUGAAAGAACAGAACCACAGAGAUGAGAGGAGCUGAAGCCUGUUUCAAAAAAUCAGCCCAAGAGGAGUGCCUGAGAAAAGAGAGAAAAGGGCACUUAAAAAAAAAAAAGAA